UCAUAGGUGCUUGCUGGCCUCAUUUCUAAAGAAACAGAGGCCUACGACUCCAUCUACCUGCAGAUGCCAGUCAGUGCAGAUAAUCCUGGGAGUCCACUGCAGCACUCAACUUUUGCCACUAGAUGGAAUGCAUUCAAUCUUACAGUAUUAUAGGCCUCAGCUUAUCUCCUACCAUGGUUACCCAAGUGAAGAGUAUGAUGUGGUGACUGAAGAUGGCUAUAUCCUCAGUGUAAACAGAAUUCCUCAUGGAUUGGCAGAAACUAAUGAAGGAGUCCGACCAGUUGUAUUUCUGCAACAUGGCUUGCUGGCUGCUGGAAGCAAUUGGGUCACAAACCUGGCAAACAAUAGCUUGGGCUUCAUAUUAGCAGAUGCUGGUUUUGAUGUAUGGAUUGGAAAUAGUCGAGGAAAUACAUGGUCACGGAAGCAUAAAACUAUUCCAAGAUAUAAGGAGGCAUUCUGGACUUUCAGCUUUGAUGAAAUGGCCACCAAAGAUUUACCAGCAGUGAUUGACUUCAUCCUUCAAAAAACAUCACAACGACAGUUAUAUUAUGUUGGUCAUUCCCAGGGAACAACAAUUGGUUUCAUAGCCUUUUCUACAAUGCCAGAGUUAGCAAAGAAGAUUAAAGUCUUUUUUGGCUUGGCUCCUGUUGCAACAGUUAAAUAUUCUGUCAGUCCGCUUGCAAAACUUGGACAACUUCCAGAGUUUUUGAUCAGAGGUUUGUUCGGACAUAAGGAGUUCCUUCCACAAACUAAGGAAAUAACAUGGCUUGCUACACAUAUAUGUAACCGCAUUUUAAUUGAAGAACUUUGUGGCAAUAUAUUCUUCAUAAUAAGUGGAUUCAAUGCAAAGAAUCUCAAUACGAGCAGAAUACCAGUCUAUUCAGCACAUUGUCCUGCUGGAACCUCCGUACAAAAUAUUAUUCACUGGAGUCAGGCUGUGAAAGGGGGACGUUUUCAGGCUUUUGAUUGGGGUUCUACUUCAAAAGAUAUGGCACAUUAUAAUCAGACAAAACCACCUCUCUACUACUUGAAAUCAAUGCCUGUUCCAACUGCUCUGUGGUCUGGAGGAAACGAUUGGCUAGCUGAUUCCCAAGAUGUGGACAAGUUAUUGAAACAACUGCCCAAUAUUAUUUAUUACAAGAAAAUACCUGAUUGGGAACAUUUAGAUUUUAUCUGGGGUCUGGAUGCUCCACAGCGCAUGUACUAUGAUAUCAUUAGUCUUAUGAGAAAGUAUCAGUGAGUCAGAGAGAGUCUGCAAUAAUCUUAUUUUUAAAAACUGGAGUUAAUGGACACUUCUUAAGAAUUGCUUUUCUUUUUAUUCUUCCCUCAAUUGCUACGUUAUAUGGAUCAUUGACGGUCUUAGAUUCUUAAUAAGAGGUAAAACACCACAUUUUAGAAUUAAAGUUUUAAUAUUUUGCUGCCCAGAUUGUGCCUGAGCCCUGUCUUUAAGAAGUGUCUAAUCUCAUACCCUGAAACUCCUAAUCUGCAGUCAUAUUGCUGUGGCCAAAUAACAAACUGAAUCCUGAUUAUUAUUAUUCUUAAACAGGAUGAAAAAUGUGGAGUGGGCCUGGUCAAAAUAAAAAUUAAUGGAGGCUUUGGAACUGUUGCCCAUCUCCUCCUGUUACUUAUUGGACUUUUGAGAUCAGGGAAUUAAUGUUUUACAAAAUUUCUUUGACUUGAUCAUGGCCUAAAAUUGCCAGGGAUGCCAUGCAUGAAAGCAUGCUAACUAUCCUUGUGUGCAUUUGGAUAAAACCAUAUUACAUAUGAUCUCUUCCAGUUUGAUUGCUCUUCCCUAUCGUGCUUUUUCUGAACCAGUGAUUCUUUUAUUGAUGGUGUUUGUACAAUCGCAUUUGGAAGCAACACUGCAAGAAUGUAAGUCAAGAAGGUGCAAUUUCCUUGAAAAAGCCCCACUACUAGUGGCAUUUAUGGCACAUACUUCCUUUUCAAAUACAGAAUUCAAAGAACAUUUUCUGCUGUUUACACUUCCAGCUGUAUUUUGCUACAUGGACUAACUGUGAGAACUUGGUAUUUAUUUUGAUCAUAAAGUUACUCGUUAAACCUGAUUGGGGAAAAUUUUGAUUUCUGAAUAUUGAGUUCCAAAUCAGUUUACUAUAAAUUAAAAGCCACUUGCCGAGACAAUCUGCACCUCUUCCUUCAAACUCACUUAACAUAGGAACUGUUAGCAACUUCUUAACAAAAAUCUUAGAUUUCCAAACAAAAAAACUGAAUUAUGAGGAGUACAUUGUCGCAUCAUUCAGUUAAUACUGCUGACCAAAUACUUGUCUUGCCUCAGGCUCUGAACAGCAGCCUUUAAGGUGAAAAUAUGAAUUAUACAGUAUAGUGAGGUUCUGUGAUUAUGGAAACUAUUAAAUCAUGUAAACCAGCAUUCUCAAGAAAUUAAAUUGUUAGAAGUCAUUUGAUGAUGCAGGGCAAAUUUUUGAAUGUAUUUUUAAUGGUACCAUUUGAGUUCAUAUCUCAGGAUCAAUUUUUCACAUGAGAACUACAUUAUUAAUAUUUCUUAGUAAAUGUGGCAGUGAUCUGCAACCAACUAGAAUAAUCAGAUCAAUGUUCUAAUGAGAAUUAAUCGGAUGUUGCAGAAAAGGUGAUCUGAAUAGUUGAGGUGCUAGUAAUUCUAUAAAAGCAAUCGAUUAAUUUUAGUCAAACAUGUUUGUGUACUGACUGGAUGAUGGCUGGUUGGCUUCCUGAAAAAGACAUGCCAAUCAGACUUUCACCUGAUUUUGCAUAUUAAAAAUCGACAACAUGGUUUUUAAUACAUGUGUACUUGCAGUACUUGCACUGGCACUUGGUGGGAAAAUUAAAAUGGAACAUAGUAACAGAACUAGAUUAUGUCAGUAAACCAGUUCAUAAUGGUUAACUUCACAUAACAUUAAUAAAACAUCAAUCAUGAUCAAGGCAUUGAUAUUGUAAUUAAGAUAAAGUGCUGCGUUUGAGUGAUGCAGGUGUUUUUUUUUAAAUCCGUGUCUACGUGUUUAAGCACAAUAGAAGACUGCUGAUUUAAACAACACAGACUUGUAUGCACGUUAUUUUGAUAACCUUUAAUACCAUGUCACAGUUUUGUCUUGCUUUUCUAAAUGGAACAACUUCAAUAAAGUGAAUAAAAUUCAAAUAACUAA
Messenger RNA from Rhincodon typus (whale shark), 3134 nucleotides. It is a transcript of the gene lipf, whose product is annotated as lipase, gastric. The transcript is spliced from 9 exons. NCBI's taxonomy places the organism in Eukaryota, Metazoa, Chordata, Chondrichthyes, Orectolobiformes, Rhincodontidae. The record is from RefSeq and is a predicted model, not a curated record. The coding region runs from base 128 to 1240 and encodes 370 amino acids. Gene Ontology annotation, molecular function: hydrolase activity, acting on ester bonds.